AUUUCCACGUGAAAAACACCACCAGUAGUGAACGAUCGCUCCCAUUCUUAUCGUCGGAACACACAUGCCCAGCGCAGUUGCCAUUAGAAAUUGAUUUCCAGUUGCCAGGCAACGUUCAGUUUAAGUUGCCACCAUGAUAGCUCAUGCUUGACCGGUAGUUAGUCGGCUGCAAGUUUCGCCGCGCAACGUUCAAGCAUGGGCCUGACAGACCUAGAAAACAUACCUGAGACAGGAGCAGUGUUUACAAUCGGACGGAGUAGAUUCGCAGACAAUGUUGCGUCGCACUUUUUCAUACGCAAAGAUCCGGUGGUCUCUAUCACUUGUGGGGAUGAACAUUCUGCCGUUAUAUGCCAGACUGGCAGGCUCUUCGUCUUUGGAAGCAACGAUUGGGGUCAGCUUGGUCUCGGUCAUAAGAACCAUAUCAGCAAGCCAUCUUGUGUGAAAGCUCUGAAGCCCGAGAAGGUCACACACGUCGCAUGCGGACGAGCACAUACGCUAAUUUGCACAGGAUCGCAGAAGAUCUUCGCCUGUGGCAGCGACCAGGAAGGGCAACUCGGUCGAGGAGUGUCCGCAAUAGGUGAUUCCACGAGCACUCCUGUCCUGGUGUACGAUUCGGGUCUAGCUGGAUCAAAGAUCGUGCAAAUCACCGCUGGCUCGCAUCAUUCGCUCGCACUUACCAGCGACGGCGGGGUUUUCGCAUGGGGUAGCAAUCUCGAAGGCCAACUAGGACUACCGGAUGUAUCCGGCUUGGUGAACAAACCGACCAAAGUGCACAUCCCCGAACCUGUCAAACAAAUUAGCGCCGGAUAUUAUCAUUCCACGUUUCUAACAGAAAGCGGUCUGGUUUACGUGUGCGGCGAGUCAGAAAGUGGGAAACUGGGGAUCGAUGUCAGCUUUUCUACACAGGUCGCGCCUAAACAGAUGCAAUUACCAAGCCCUGCCUUGCACGUCGCGUGUGGCGGUCAUCAUACCGUCAUUCUGGCUGAAAAUGGCAGCCUGUAUUGUACCGGCAGCAACUCGACCGGUCAGCUUGGUCUAGGAACAAAUCUGACCGAUCUCCAUACGCCGAAACUUCUUCCACGUGGCGCUCUUCGAAACGAGAGGAUCGCGCGAGUCUCUUGCGGCGAAAGUCACACCGCUGUUGUCACUGAGUCCGGUAAACUUUACACGUGCGGCGACGGAAGACACGGGAAAUUAGGGCUGGAGGAGAACGAGAACAACGUCCAUGAACUGACUUUCGUUCAGAGAUACAAGGAGCUCUUCGUUUCCAAUGUCGCGUGCGGUGGCUGUCACACAAUCUUGGUUGGCCAAAGACGCGAAACGAACAAUCGUUCGCAGAGAGAGGAGAACUCGCAAGUGGAGCACAUUCAAAAAAGAAAUCCGCUGCCGCCGUUGAAGUUGAGCAGGCGACAGAGCGAUGUUCGCGACGAACACGUUGGCGAAACAACGAGAAGGAAAAACAGCGCCGAGUCUGUGACAAGUGCGCAGGAAACUAUGGAAACGUCUCUGGAGAGGAAAAUCGAGGAGAACAACAGAGACAGGAGUGUCGUCGCGGAUUCCACGAAUGACAUCGAGAAAUCAGACGAUCCCAAGAACAGUCCUGAGCUAGAGGAAGAAUCAUCGAACGAACAGGAAACCGACGAAACGGCGCCGGCUGGCGCGAACGAGCCCGAGGAAUCGGUGAAACAGGAUGGAAAUUGGGAGCGGAAAAUAGAGGAGGAGGCGUCGUCAACGAAGGUUCGAGAGGAAGAGAAGUCCGAGUCGACGAACGACGAGAAGGAUAACGAAGGAAACAAGGACGAGACGAGCGCAGAGGCAAAUUCCGCGGGAAACAACGAAGAGACAAACAAGGGUGGCGACGAUAUCUCGGAGAACAAAGACGAAGCAGACAGCAACAAAGAUGUGAAAGAAUCGACGCAGGGAUCGGACAACGGCGGCGAUGCUGAACGAGAAACGAGCCCGAAGAAUGGAACGCCCCCUUCGGAUUCGACGCCGCCGCCAAAACCGCCGAGACUGAAAUCCGGAAGUGAGAGCUCUUCCAUCGAGAGGGCGUCGUCGAUGGAGAAAGAAGCUGACGUGGAUGAGAAAAGGAGGAUGGAGAACGAAGAGAAGACGGAGGAUAUUUCGGUGAAGAAGUCGGAGGCAACUGAUGAGGACGAGGAGUCCGGGAGAAAGAAGGAGUCAGGGUCGAUGAAAUCCGCGACGAAAAGCGGAAGUACUAAAUCGGCGAGGUCGAGAGUGGCUGAGGAGGAGGCGAUAGAAAUCGACAAGCAGAACGACAAAGACAGAGUGGAGACCGAUGAGGAGAAGGUGAACAGUGACAACGCGCAGGAUGACGCUGACGUUGUGCAGUCACCGGCACCGAGAACUGGUAGAAUAUCGAAAAUAUUUAAAAGUAAAAAGCCACAGGCAAUGGAGAAUGGUACCAAGACAUCUGGCACUGCGAAUCAAAAAUCUAAAUCGAAAACGUGCACAAUCCUAUGAUCAAGAUGUCUUCGGGGAUGUAACAUAUUUCAUUACAUUUUUUACAGCGAAUGCAUGACGAACGUGAAAUUGGGACCAAGAGAAGUGAUACCAAAAAGUGAUUUUAUUUUCAAUCAGAGAUAACGUUCUUUUUCCAUUAAUCAUAGAAACAAGAACUCGUGCCCUCACGAGUACUUCAACCUAUACUGCUUGAAACAAUUCCAAUUUCAUCAAAAAUCACGACGCGUAGGAUGAACGAUUUCCAUUUAAAAUUAGAAAUAAAAUCAAUUGUCACCGGAAAGAAUAGAAAGAUAAUAUUAGAAAUGUUCAAAAUUGUCAAAGUGACAAUUACGAAAUGAACUUAUCCAAAAUUAUCUUAAUUAUAACGAGCGUCUUCUAUUUUUUUUUUUUUUUUUUCUUCUUUCUUUACUAUCAUACGUGUUUCAUUGAACCAAAUAACUCCAUGCUCUGAAAUCAUUUUACAAUCUCGGAAAAGUUAACAGUUCACGUGUUUCAUAUUCUAUAGUUACUUCAAACGAUCCGUCCGAAAAUGUAUAAUCGAAACCUCUUAAAGUGUACUUAUAAAAUACUUCAGUGAAAAUUACUUGUAAAUACAACGUGUAGCCUAAGUGAGAAAGGAUUUUGAGACAAAUGACUGAGCUCGGUGUAGGGAUAGAAGAAACGUACUGUAACACAGUUGAUUGAAAUUAACGAUAAUUAACGAACAUAGCAUGUUGCAUUCGAUGCGCUCUUCGCAUAAUAUCGUGUAAUCUGUUCUGGAUAUUCUUUUGUAUAACUUCUGUGAAUAAAUAAAGAUAGAGUCAGAGAAAUGCCAGAU
Molecule: messenger RNA, 3301 nt
Organism: Frieseomelitta varia
Lineage: Eukaryota; Metazoa; Arthropoda; Insecta; Hymenoptera; Apidae
Product: X-linked retinitis pigmentosa GTPase regulator-like
Exons: 12
Coding region: 196-2484 (762 amino acids)
Source: RefSeq, a predicted model, not a curated record